UUGUUGUGACUCUUGCGCUCACAGUGCAGUGGAGUCGGAUCGGCAACGAGACGCAGCAGUAAACUACCCCGCAACAUUACCAGAGUGGCUAGCUAGCCUAAUUGAGAUUUAGCUCGCUUUUAAAUGUACUGCGUUCUGUUGGGACCAACUAAUUCAUGCACGGACUCUGAGCUAGUGAAGCGCAAACCACGGUGCGCAAAGAUUGACCAACAUCUGCUCUAUUAUUGAAGCGCUGUUGCCGAAUAAUGUAUCCACAUUGACUGAGAAAGGAGCGAUAUAAGGGACUACACCGAGAACAUCGGAUAUUUAUYUGUUUCUAUUUGCAGCAACCAACACGGAUCUUGUUCCUUCCAAUCGCAAGAGGGGAAAUGUGAAUUGAGCAGCAAGUUGCCCGAAGUCUCUCCUUAUGGAUUUAGCACUUUCUGCCGCAUGAACCCGAUAUAAGGAGCCAGGCGCGCAAGCCUCAUUCUGCUGUGAGAACACAAUUGGGUCAGGGUGAAGUGGACUUUGCGCCCCAGUUCCAAGGAUCAGCGCUAGCUCCUUCCCUGCCUGCUCCACACCGGCAGCUGUCCUUCAUGUUAUGGUUGUUUUGAUGGAUGUAUAGGUGUAUCUCCGAGGUUUUCACCGGGUCCCACAUUAAAGGCAAUCACCAAAAGACUUUAAAAAGAGAAAGAAACAGAAGCCCAAUAUUCACCUCGAUCGAAUGGAACUUGGAUAUUCUGGUGCCUAAUAGACUUUAUCAAGGAUUGAUCAUUAAGAGCAAAGACCGACAAAAAAAGGUCCGGUUUUUGGUGUGUGUGUUGAGUUUGCCAAUGCCCGGAAUCGGUGUGUGAGGCCAGGGUUAGCCCCCCUUCAUUAUUUUGCUAUCACACACACCUGCAAGAUGGUGAAUGUCUAUACAGUUUGCAUCGUCAUAUUCUGUCUGACUGUUGGACUCCUGACCAAAGCCAUCACGCCAGAAGACGGAAAAACAAAAGAUCUGAGAGUGCCUCGGCCGCUCAUCCUGCCUCAUUACCCGGAGAAUGCUACAGCGGUUGUAGGGGGACAGGUUAAGCUGCUGUGUAAGGUCCACCGGCCGGCCUUCACCAAGGUUCAGUGGCUGAAGAGAGACGGAGAUCGCCUGGGAGCCGAGGGCCAGCCACAUCUUCGAGUUCUGACGGCACUCCAGAGCAACAUCUCCAAAGUGAACUCUCUGUCUCUGAGCAACGUUUCKCUGGAGGACACUGGGGAGUACAUCUGUAUGGCUGAGACCACCACACAAGCUGGACACCAGCUUCAGUCUAUGCAGUCUGCCUGGCUACAGGUUCUACCAGGGACCCUGAUCUCUCAUUCCCUGGACCAAAGUACGGCCAUUGAAGUCCCAGCAGUUGUCCUGGAUGACCUUGGUGAGGACACCAAUGAGCACCUGCUCCUGGAACCGGGUGAUGUCCUCAAGUUGCGCUGUGACACCAACCGACCAGGGGGCGUGUACUGGUACAAAGAGUGGACCCGGGUGCUGCACACCGCCCGGAUCCAGAUCCGCGGGGGCGUUAUAGAGAUCACGGACGUGACGUACGAGGAUUCUGGGGUGUAUGUGUGUGUCCUCCGGGGAACCAAGGAGCCCCUCAGGAACUUCACCAUCACUGUAGCAGACUCACUGGGCUCAGGUGAUGAUGAUGAGGACAAUGGUCUAGAAGACACGUCAGCUGAGAUAGAUAAUGACCAGGUCUACUUCACAAGAGGUCCCUACUGGACCCACACCCAGCGCAUGGAGAAGAAGCUGUACGCAGUGCCGGCAGGGAACACGGUCAAGUUCCGCUGCCCGGCAAUGGGCAGCCCUCUGCCCUUCAUCCGUUGGCUGAAGAACGGACACGAGUUCAGGGGAGAGCACCGCAUUGGAGGCAUCAAGUUGAGACACCAGCACUGGAGCCUGGUGAUGGAGAGUGUGGUGCCUUCAGACCGUGGGAACUACACCUGUCUGGUGGAGAACAAAUACGGCUCCAUCACACACAGCUACCUUCUGGACGUGCUGGAGCGCUCCCCACACAGGCCUAUCCUGCAAGCUGGUCUGCCAGCCAACACUACAGCGGUGGUGGGCACUGAUGUCCAGUUCUUCUGUAAGGUCUACAGCGAUGCCCAGCCUCACAUCCAGUGGCUGAAACACAUUGAGAGAAACGGCAGCCGCUACGGCCCAGACGGGACUCCUUACGUUCAGAUACUGAAGACAGGCAGCCUAAACAUGUCGGAGGUGGAAGUUCUCUACCUGACUAAUGUGACCAUGGAGGAUGCUGGAGAGUACACCUGUCUGGCUGGAAACUCCAUCGGCUACUCCUACCAGUCUGCCUGGCUCACUGUCCUCUCAGAAGAGGACGUGGCUGACGAGGUGGACUUAAUGGAGACCAAGUACACUGACAUCAUCAUCUACGCGUCUGGCYUCCUGGCUCUGGUCAUGGCCAUCGUKAUYGUGGUGCUGUGUCGCAUGCAGGUCAACCCAAGCAGAGAACCCUUCGAUGUCCUCCCCGUCCAGAAACUCUCCAAGUUCCCCCUCCGCAGACAGUACUCUGUGGAUUCCAACUCGUCAGGGAAGUCCAGUGCUUCUCUGAUGAGAGUGGCCCGUCUGUCUUCCAGCUGCUCCCCCAUGCUGGCCGGAGUCAUGGAGUUUGAACUGCCCUACGACCCCGACUGGGAGUUUCACAGGGAGAAUCUGACUUUAGGGAAGCCACUGGGUGAGGGCUGCUUCGGUCAGGUGGUCAGAGCUGAGGCCUAUGGGAUCAACAAGGACCAYCAGGAGAACAUCUCCACUGUGGCCGUCAAGAUGUUGAAAGAUGAUGCCACAGACAAAGACCUGUCAGAUCUCAUAUCUGAAAUGGAGCUGAUGAAGGUGAUGGACAAGCACAAGAACAUCAUUAACCUCCUGGGGGUGUGCACACAAGAAGGUCCUCUGUACGUGCUGGUAGAGUAUGCGUCUAAAGGCAGCCUCAGGGAGUACCUGCGGGCCCGACGGCCCCCUGGCAUGGACUAUACCUUUGAUGUGACCAAAGUGCCAGAGGAGCAGCUCACCUUCAAAGACCUGCUGUCCUGUGCCUACCAGGUGGCGCGUGGCAUGGAGUACCUGGCCUCCAAAAGGUGCAUCCACAGAGACCUUGCUGCCAGAAACGUCCUCGUCACAGAAGACAACGUCAUGAAAAUCGCAGACUUCGGCCUUGCAAGAGGAGUGCACCAGAUCGACUACUACAAGAAAACCACCAACGGACGUCUGCCAAGUGAAGUGGAUGGCACAGAGGCCUGUUCGACCGAGUCUACACACACACCAGAAGUGACAGUGUGGUCGUUUGGCGUGCUGAUGUGGGAGUAUCUUCACCUGGGGGGCUCACCGUACCCCGGUAUCCCCGUGGAAGAGCUCUUCAAGCUGCUGAAGGGCCACCGCAUGGACAAACCCUCCAAACUUACACACGAACUGUGAGUACACACACAUAAG
Messenger RNA from Salvelinus sp. IW2-2015, 3457 nucleotides. The record is from RefSeq and is a predicted model, not a curated record. Lineage: Eukaryota; Metazoa; Chordata; Actinopteri; Salmoniformes; Salmonidae.